AUGGUUACUUCUGGCUAUGUUGGGGUUGGCAUUUGCAUUGGCAUUGGAUUAUUUUAUUGGUGUGGAGUGCUCCUGAUGAUAGGAUGCAUGCAAUAUAGUGGAGAUAUCUCCCGUUACACUCUGAUUGCUUCCACAGCAUUUCCCAGAUGGGGGCGAUUAAUCACAAGCUUACUUUUCUACUUGGAAACAUUAUGCACGCUUUUGGGAUUUCUGAUUGCAGUGGGGGAUUUAGCACAAAGUAUUCCGACUCAUGUGCAUCACUUUGGGUUACUAAACACAAGAGAGUUUGCAACAUUUGUUGCUAUGGUGGUUAUCGUUCCUGCGACUUGGUUCGAGAAGUUAUCUACAGUCUCCUUUUUCUCGUUGUGUUGUACACUUGGGCUCUUAUUUGUCAUGGUAUUGACCAUUUACAUCGGGUUCUUUGGUGGGGUUGGAUUCAAAGCCCGAAUUCCACUUGUACUCUCAAUUGCAUUUGGAGUGUUCACAGCUGUAUUUUUACUCUUUGGAUUAUUGGGAAGCUUUAUGUUUGGGUUCACUACAGCCCCUUUGAUCACUCAAAACUUACCAAGUCAUUUGCUGGCUUCAAGUGACUAUUUGAAAGCAAAUGAAGAAGAUGACCAGGCUUGUAUACCCCGUGGAGGCCGUCGAAGGCAGUACGUCCGACGAAACGUCACCGGCAUAGACAGGAAGGAAUUGCUGGGAAGAAGCUGGUGGCGUCGUAAGACGGGGACUCGCGACCGAACAGGAAAUUUACUGGAAUGGAUGGAGAGAGAAUUGGCCUGUGUUCUCGUAUGGUGGCUCUCAGCAAGAUCAUAG
Molecule: messenger RNA, 816 nt
Organism: Selaginella moellendorffii
Lineage: Eukaryota; Viridiplantae; Streptophyta; Lycopodiopsida; Selaginellales; Selaginellaceae
Product: amino acid transporter AVT1D
Exons: 4
Coding region: 1-816 (271 amino acids)
Biological process (GO): amino acid transmembrane transport
Cellular component (GO): vacuolar membrane
Molecular function (GO): amino acid transmembrane transporter activity
Source: RefSeq, a predicted model, not a curated record